AUUGAACACGAGGCAAAAAGGAAAGAAUCGUGCGAAGGUGGUCAAUGGCGCGGAAUUUCUCUUCAGGCUGAUGGCAUCCAUAUUUCAAUGACUCAAAGUUUUUUCUUUUUCAAAGAUGGAAGUUUUUGAACAAAAAGUUUCUGAUCUCUUUCGUAAAUAUACGGGAGAAAACAGUUCUUCUUUUGAUCAAGAAUCAUUCGAAAGCGAACUGAAGUCGGUGCUAGACACGAGUCUGAAGGUGAAGGAGAUUUUUCAAAAGGGGAGGAAAGAUAGGCUGAAUGCUGAACACCAAGUUUGUCAGUUGGAAAAGCAAGUCAUUUCCUUGAAUAAAAAGCUAGGUAAAGAUGCUGAAGAAUUAUCCAAGUUAAGAGCAAGAGUUGAAGAAGCUGAUGAAAAAUUGACACAUAAACACGAGCAAGUAAGAAAAUUGGAUGAUGAAAAAACAGAUGCUAUUUCCAAAUAUAAUUUUUCAAACAAUGAAAAAAAGCAACUUGAAGAUGAGAAGGCAACACUUCUUGAAGUUCUGGAGAAGAAAAGCAAAGAGAUCGAGAGGCUUGACAAUGAAUGGAAAUCAAUGUCUCAAAAACUUUCUGAAGCAACCAAAGCAAAUUAUGAGGCUCAGGCCAAAUUAGAUGAAUUCCAAAGUGGUGACAUUACACGAGAGUUCAAGCUGAAACGAUUAGAGCAAGAAAAGGACCUUCUUAGCAGCCAAAAUGCCCACCUCACGACGCAGCUGAAUGGAAAAACAGAGGAGCUUUCAACCCUCAAAAGAAACAAGACUUCUGAGGUACUUGAUCUGCAAAAUCUUGCUGACAGUCAGAAAAAUCAGCUGGAGAGCGUAACAAAAAGUUGUGAAAGCUAUAAAGCAAAACUCGAGGAGCAGGAAAGUAAGAUGGAAACAUUGAUGGAGAAGCUAAAAAGAGCCAGGGGGGAGCUUGCAGACACUGAUAGUACUAUGACACAAGAGCUUAAUGCAAAAAACAAACUGGUGGAGCUUUAUAAGGAAUCGUCUGAAGACAGCCAGAAACAAAUCAGCGAAAUGACAUUUGCUCUGCUUGAAAUCCAGAAGAUUCUCAAAGAAACCGAUGAAGAAAAAUCUGCCUUGGAGGCCAAACUAGCCUUGGAAGAAGAAAAGCACAAGGAAAAACUGAACGAGCUCGAGGAGAGAUUGAAAACGCUAGAUACUGAGCUGGAAAACGCAAAUGAGCUACUCGAGGUUGCACGAAAGAAGACCCCUGCUCUUAGCAAAGAGGCAGUUGAAGGGAUGUCGCCAACUGCUGCUACAGCAAGUGCUCUUAUGAAAAAGGGGAUGACUCUGACGCAGAUAUACAGUGAAUAUGUCGAGGUUUCUGACGCUCUGGAGCUAGAGAAAGAUGAAAACACAAGGCUGAAGCAGUAUCUCGAUCAGAUCCUGCAGGAAAUUGAGGAGAAAGCCCCACUCCUGCAGCGACAAAGGGAAGAUUACGAAAACGCCCUGAAGACAAUCGAAAAUCUGACAGCGAAGUUUGAUGAUGCAAUGAAUGAAUGCGAGAGGUCUCAAUCUGAAAAAGACGAUUAUGCAAGAAAGGCUGAUUUCACCAAGCGAGAGAACGAACGAAUGAACAGACUGUGUAUUGACCUCAGUCAACAGGUUCGUGUUCUGUUGAAAGAGGUUGAGGAGGCUCGAGGAGGUGUUGUCAGCACGGAAUACAAGGUGCCAGAAUUGAUCUCCAGUGACAAAGUUUCAAGUUCCUCGCAAGUCAUUUCCGAACACCUCGUCUCGUUCAAAAACAUCGAGGAUCUGCAAGAACAGAACCAGAAGCUGCUAACCGUUGUUAGAGACCUUAGCGAAGAAAGGGAGAAACAAGAGAAGGAAUGUUCAGUAGAAAAAAUGAGCGAGCUGUCCGACCAGCUGAACUUGGCAUUUGAGCAAGUUAAACAAAUGAAAGAUGAAAGGGAAAAACAGAACGAAAUUAUUGAAACUCUUGUCAAGCAACGCGACAUGUACAAGGUUCUAUACAAUGCAGAAGAAAGACCAGAAAUAUCCUCAACAAGUUUCUUGCAACAGUCGACAAUGGCAUCAGCUGAAACAGAGGCAGAUCUUGAGAAGGCAAAAGCGCAUCUCACUCGGAUCACUGAAGAUUUUGAAAAGUAUAAAACCGAUAGCACAGCCAAAGAAAGCUCGUUGCAAACGAAGCUUGAAAAAUUAGAAGACGAGGUUUCCAAAUUGCGCAGUGAAAAUCAACACGGCAAAGGAAAGAUUGAAUUCCUCGAAGAGAAGAAUGAUUCUUUAAAACGCACCAAUGAUGGACUGACCCGUGAAUCGGAGGCUCUGGUAAUGAAAAGCCGCGGUCUUGAAACUGCUGUAAGCAAGCAGCAGAAGGAGGCCGCAUUUUAUAAGCAGGAACUUGAAGCAGCAAACGAGAAACUCAUAAACUUAGAGGUUGCUCUGAAAUCAUCAGACACUGAGAAACGGUUAAUGAAAGGGACGGAACAACGCUUGAUGCAAGAAAAUAAAACAUUGAUUGAGCAACAAAGGAGCCAGAAUGUCCUCUUGACAAACCUUCAAACUAUACAGAAUAAUCUUGAACGACAAGAAUUUGAAACUCGAAAAGCUCUUGGAAAACAGGUUGAGGAGCUGCAAUUGGAAAUGAAGGGUCUGACAAGAAAUCUUGAUGCCCAGGAGGCGAACAAGAAAACUAGCAUUGGCUCUCUGAAUCACCAACUGGAAAAGCUCCAAAAAGAACUGAGUGAAGAGAAGAAACUUCGUCAAGACAGUGAGAAAAAACUCAAUGAGAUUAUGACAGAAUUCGACGCUGCCAAAUUGAAGUGCACUGAAUUAGAGGAGCAUUUAGCUUCCAGCGAGGCUCGACUUAAAGCCAUUGUGGAGGCGGAUGACUCUUCAGCAACUGAGAAUAUCCAACAAAUUAAAGAGCAACAUGAAGAGAAAGAAAAGUCUUUCCAAUCAAAACUUAGUGAAACAGAACUAAGAAUGAAAGCUCUUAGCAGCCAAGCCCAGAGCUCUAGUAAGCAUGUGGAACAGUACAAACAGAUAGCAGCCUCGUGUGAAGAAGCGUUGAAAGAUGCAAACGAGAAAUAUGCCAUCCUCCAGAAAGAGACUAGCAGCAAGUUACAGUCAAUGCAGCAACGAGCCAAUGAGCUUUCACGCCAGCUCGAGGCUACCAAAGUUGAGUUAGCGACACGAAAGUCGAAAGCGGAGAAGAAAGAGCAGGAGUUAAGUGCUCAACUAAACAGUGCAAGGCAGUCCUAUGUUAGUCUAGAGAGGGAAUACAAUGCUGUAAAAGGAAGCAUUGAGAGUUCAAGUCAGCAUUCUGAAGCUGCCAAGGCUGAUGCCAAAAUGUACGCUGCUGCGGCAACUGAGAAACAAGAAAAAUAUGAGCGGGAACUGGUAUUGCACGCAAAGGAUGUCGAAGAACUUGUUAAAGUCAAAGAGGAGCUUCAUGAAUACGCAAAAAGGAUUGAUUCUUCGGAAAAUCAUGCACGAGAGGCUCAAGAAAAAAUGGUCGUUGCAGAGAAGGCCAUGGAGAAUAUGAAAAUUCACCAUGCGGAGGAGAUGAAGAAAAUCAGGGAGCACAGUAAACAAAUUUCUGAGCAAAAUUCUUUAUUACACAAGGAAAUUGAAAAGUUAAGUUCGCAAAUUGUUGAUGCUAAGUCACGGAGAGUUGACGAAAUCACUAAACUGUCGGAGGAGACUGGCAAAUCUGCGGAACAGUCGACGGAAGACUUGUAUGAAGUGAUCAGGUUUAUACGACGCGAAAAAGAAAUAGCUGAGACGAAAUUCGAAGCCCUGCAAUCAGAGAGUCUCCGUUACCGACAAAGAUGUGAUCAUUUCGAAAAAGAACUGGAAGAAACCCAAGCUGCUUUGGAACUUGAAAGAAAACGCACUCUGGGGUUGAUGUUAAGUAAGGAGGAACACGAGGACAUUAUGGCCAAGGUGGCUCGCGUUGCAGAGCUCACUGAGUUGAAUAAAGAGCUUGAAAAGCAAAAGGAAGAGCUGGGGAAGAAGCAUUCUACUGUUAAUGCUAAGGUGAAACAAUUGGAAGAUCAAAUCAAAUCGAUGAAAGAGGGACGAAGAUCAUUGGAAGAAGAAAAAGGCAGCUGGUUUGCUGAGAAAACUGCAUUAAAGAGUGAAAUUCAAAGAUGGACAACGCGGGCGCAGCAGCUCAUAGAACAGAACAAAAAGGCUACAACCGAGUUGGAGGAACUGAAACCCUUGAAGAAUACAAAAGCACAGAACGAUAAAGUGAUGGGUGCCCUGAAGGACGAGAUAGUUCGCCUGAAAGCACAGAAGGAGGCAGCGUCAAAAGAUUCAUUGAAACUGAAGAAAGAUUUAUCUGAGAUGCAGGACAAAGCAGCACUUCUCACAACAUUAGCAGACACAAUUAAAGCCGAAAAGGAACAACUUGUAAAAAGAACUGCAGAUGAAAUCGAGGUUCUGAAGAAAGAUGUGGCUGCAAAAGAGACUCACGUAACCGUUGCAAAUGCGAAGUUUGAAAAGUUGAAGAUUCGUGCUCUCAAGUAUCAGGGACUUAUAAAAGAACUUCAGAAAUCAAAAGAGGCCAGCGUCGAGGCUGGCAGUGCACCACAAAGUGAAACUAAUGUGGACAACCAGAAACUCGCUGAGCUCGAGAAGGAAAACGCCCAACUUAAAUCAAAUGUUGAACGGUUGGAAAAAGAAGUGCAGAAGAAUGUCGAAGAUCAUGCCGCAAAAUCUGGAGAAUCAGCACAAGGGUCGGAUGAAUCGAGUGAAAAGCUCUCACAGCUCUCUGAAGAGAACGCCAAACUUUCAAAAGAAGUUGAGGAGAAAGCGACUGUUUUGUCUGAACGAGACGAAAAUGAAAAGAAAAUGAAAAAGAUCUUGCGUUCAGCUAAAGAAAAGAUGAAAGAUCUCAACGCACAAGUUGAUAAAUCAACAAAUGAAAACAUGGAACUGAAAAAUGCAAUAAAGGAGCUUGAGGAAAAACAUCAAACGGUUGAAAGCGAAUUUAAGGAGAAGGAAAUGCGCUUCACGGCAAUGAAAAGUCAAUUUGAUUCGAAGGCUGAGAAAAUGAAAGCCACGUUGAACGAGCUGAAGAACGAAAACCAAAGUUUAAGUGAUCGAAUUCGAAACUUGGAAGAAGAUAAGAAACAAUCGGAUGAGCGGUCAAAUGAACUUGCGAAGGCAAUUGCAGAUGCGGAGGAAACGAUUUCGAAGCUCAAGUCGCAAGCGGCUAUCAAACACGUACAAGACAUCGCAGUGUCGGAGGCGGCCGCGUUUACGCCAUUGACGGCGACAGUAAGACCGACAGCUUCAACGUCAAAUAAUCAGCCACAAAAACCCAUGUCCUCGAGAACCGCCAGUAUUCGCCCGUUGAUUCCUGCACAGACACCAACUGCAAUGGUAAGCCCCACUGUUCCCCCCAUCCAACAAACAACGACGCAAGUAGUUAUCCCCCAGCACCCGUCACGUGCAGCCGGAGCUAGCACAGCCAGCGUUGCUCCCGAGCAAAGAAUGCAUGAAGCACCUUCAGCAUCUAACAGGGGGCAAGCUUCAGUCUUCAAGGCACCAAGAGUUUUAGCGUCCGUUCAGGCUCAGGAGGGAACAUCUGGGUCAGACACACAGGCAACGGUGACGCCAAUAAUUGCUGGAACUGAGGAAGGGAGGAGUGAUGAAGCAGAGGAACUGGAAGGGGUAUCCUCCGAGCAGAUGCGCCCGUCAGAAAUAAUCGAUAUAGCUGACAGCCUUUUGACAGAUGUCGGUGGCCCUAUGUUUGUAGCUGGUGAGGAGCAAGUGGAAAAUGAGGAUCAGGCAGAACGGGAUGGACUGACUCAAGGCUCCGACAUGCCAUCUUCAACAUCAGUUUCUGAAGCCCAAGGCUAUAGCUCGGUCGAACAAGCAGGUUUCGAGGCUGGCAGGUUUAUGGACGAGAGUGGGUACAGUCAGGAUGCUACAACUGCGAAAAGAAGGCGCUCUGCGGAAUCGCCAACUCAAAGGGAAGAAGAUGAAGAGAUGGACGAAAGCCCGGAAGAAAAACGACAGCGCGUUGAAGAGGAUACGGAAACCAGGGAGUCCGAAGUAAUUUCCAUUUCUGAUGGAGAUGGGGAGGAGGAAGAAUUCGAAGAAGGGGAAGUGGAUGAUGAUGAGGAGGAGGUUGAAGAAAACGAAGGCAGCGAAGGAAGUGUGGAGGAGAUUGAAGAUGAAGAUUCUGAGGAAGACGAGGAGGAAGCAGAAGAUGCAGAAUUCGAUUAUGAUGGCACUGGAGAGGCUUUUGAUGAGGAGGAGGAGGAAGAAAUGGAAGGGGAAGAAAUGGAAGAAGAGGAAAAUCAGGAUGAAGAGGAUAUGGAUGACCAAGGGAACGACAUGGAAGAAGAGGAAGAAGAUUCAAAUGUGAACGAGCAGCAGUCUUCGAGUCAACAGGAAAGACUGACGACAAUUACACCUCCGAUGUACUUGAGAGAACCAAAUAGAGAAACGCACAGGCGCCAACCAUCGCCAGCUGCUUUUAUGCUUGCUGCCCAAGACCAAAGUGGCAGGGGGAGAGUAUUCAGAAGACGAUAUCAACUGCCAUCAUUUUCCCUUCCGCCUGGACAAGGUGGAAGUGGCCCUUUCGACGAAGCAGAUGACUGCACUGUCCCAAGUACACCAACACUUUAUGAGCCAAAGAGAUCCGAUGGGUUUGCAGAAGCAGUCAGUUCACCUCAAGUUCGGCAUCCAGUUUUCUCAUUUCCCUCUGGGUCGGAAGGAGGAAAUAGAUCCUCGCAGUCGGUUGGACUUGAUUCCGGAGUCAACGAUGAAGGCUUGCGUCUUGAUGACACAAGGAUCGAUUUGCUUGCCGGAGAAGAACCUGCUAGUGUCCCAUUAACAACUAUUGGGGUUGUUCCAUCAGUCACGGUAACUCCGUUGGAAGGACUCGGAGAGGAAAUUAUAUUGUCAAGACAAAGUGUCCUACAAGGUCGUCCUCGUGAAUCGAGUACAGCAAGAGUUCCUGAACUAACGACUGAAGACAACAACACAGAGCAGAAUGUACCGCAGCAUAUUGACCUGACUGCCGAUGAUGAAGACGAUGACAAUCCUGAUGCUCAAGAUGUUCCUACUCAAGACGACGACGAUUUGUUCGAGGAUAUUGCUCCACCAACCGAGAGCAUGGAGGAUGCUGCUGUGCAGGAGGAUCAGGAUGCUGACCAAGCAAAAGAAGAGCCCGAAGAGGCAGAAAUUAAAUUACAGUUGCAAGAGCAACAAAGUGAGUCAACAGCAAACAAGGAAGAUGAUGCUAGUCAAGAAGCUCCACAAAGCAUAGAAGAAUCAGUUACCACUAGGUCUGCAGCUUCAAGCGGAAGAAGAGCCUCUGGUAGAAGGCCAAGAAUACGAAGAACGGCUUUGCCAACAAGAGGCCGCCCCGCAGAGGAAAAGCCAGAAGGGACAUAACAAGGCAAAUAGCUUCCAAAUCUUAUAAAAUGGGUGAAACAUUUCAUAAAAGUUGGUUAACAUGCAAUAUUGCGUUUUGUUGUCGGUCUUAAAGUAAACUCAAAGAUUUAUACUUUUUUUGGAUUUUUUUAAUUUUGUUACUCAAAAAUUAAAAUAGUUGCUUAUGUAAA
Messenger RNA from Rhopilema esculentum, 7575 nucleotides. RefSeq names its product nucleoprotein TPR. Gene Ontology annotation, biological process: protein import into nucleus; mRNA export from nucleus; regulation of mitotic spindle assembly. NCBI's taxonomy places the organism in Eukaryota, Metazoa, Cnidaria, Scyphozoa, Rhizostomeae, Rhizostomatidae. Gene Ontology annotation, cellular component: nuclear pore. The record is from RefSeq and is a predicted model, not a curated record. Gene Ontology annotation, molecular function: structural constituent of nuclear pore.